AUAGAAAAUAAUACAAGAUGAAGGUUAUUGCUGCAUAUUUGCUUGCAGUUUUGGGAGGAAACAAGGAACCAACUGCUGAAGAUAUCAAGGACAUCUUAGGUUCUGUUGGUGCUGCUGAUGACGCUGAUGACAAGAUUGAACUUCUUCUUUCUCAAAUUCAAGGUAAAGACUUGACUGAACUUAUGGCAUGUGGAAGGGAGAAACUUGCUGUUUGUGGUGGUGGUGCACCUAUGGUGGUCAAUGCCGUAGGCGAUGGUGGUGCUAGUGCAGCAGCUAAGCAGAAGAAAGAGGAAAAGGUGGAGGAGAAAAUUAAAGAAGAAUCUGAUGAUGAUAUGCCUUUCAGUCUCUUUGACGAAGAAUAAACGGUUCAGGGAUCUAUCUGUUGGGUCUAGUAACAUCUUUCUGCAUGAGUUUCAAUGUUUUUGUUUUCCCGUAUAUGAAUUCUUAAAUUACAGUUUCAGUUUAUUUUAUUUUUUAACACAGAUGGAAACAGAUAUCUUUCAAUGUCUUUGUUUUCGGUAAUAUGAAUUCUUAAAUUACAGUUUUAGUUUAUUUAUUUUUUUAACACAUGAGAGAUGGGUGUAGUAAGUUUAUCAAUAAACAAACAUUAAUCUUUCAGAAACUUCGUUCAUCCUCUGUUUUUCUGAAAGGUGGUAAAGAAUAAGACUUCAAAAGUAAAUUAGCAUAAAAGUUGUAGCCCAGGUUCGUGGAUUUACCACAUCCUCCAU
Molecule: messenger RNA, 728 nt
Organism: Papaver somniferum (opium poppy)
Lineage: Eukaryota; Viridiplantae; Streptophyta; Magnoliopsida; Ranunculales; Papaveraceae
Product: 60S acidic ribosomal protein P2-like
Exons: 1
Coding region: 18-362 (114 amino acids)
Biological process (GO): cytoplasmic translational elongation
Cellular component (GO): ribosome; cytosolic large ribosomal subunit
Molecular function (GO): structural constituent of ribosome
Source: RefSeq, a predicted model, not a curated record